AUGGCUGUGGAAAAGGCCGAACAUGAGUUCGGUGGCCCCCUCGGAGCCGCUGGCAUUGUCUUCGGUCUGCCAAUCUUCAUGAACGUCCUCUUUCUAGCCUGCAACGAUAUUAGCGGAUGUCCUGCCCCGGCCUUGCUGAGGCCCCGCUCGCUUACCUGGGGCAGCCUCAAGCCGCAGAUCCCCUGGCCAGAAGACGGGAUCCGGGGCUUUGCGAGCUGGUCAGCUACAGGAUGGGUGCUGGCUUACUAUCUGGUCAGCCUGGUGCUGUUUCGCGUGCUGCCAGCGAAGGAAGUGCUGGGGACUAAGCUAAGGGAAUCGGGGAAGCAGCUGCGAUACAGGUUUAAUGCCUUCCUGUCCAGUGUCGCUCAGCUUGUGCUCUGUGUUUUCGGCACGUAUAUUCACGGUGCCGACUUUUUCCUCUGGACAUGGAUUGUGGAAAACUAUUUGCAGCUGCUUACCGCCAACCUCAUCCUCGCUCUGUUUAUCUCCGUUGCUGUCUACGCCCGUAGCUUCUCCGUGAAGCCCGGUAACCCGCAACUGCGCGAACUGGCGCGCGGGGGCCAGACCGGUAAUUUUAUCUACGACUUCUUCAUCGGGCGAGAGCUUAACCCCCGCGUACAUGUCCCCCUGAUCGGCGAAGUCGACCUUAAGACGUGGCUGGGGAUGCGGCCGGGGCUGACGGGGUGGGUGCUGCUGAACGGCGCCUUUGCAGCCAAGCAAUACCGUGUGUACGGGUUCUUAUCGGACAGUAUGGUGUUCCUGAUGGCGGUGCAGGCAACCUAUGUCUUGGAGGGGCAGUAUGCAGAGCAGGGGAUCGUGGGGAUGAUGGAUUUUAAGACAGACGGGCUGGGGUUUAUGCUAACUUUUGGGGAUAUUGUGUGGGUGCCGUUCCUUUACUCAACGCAGUGCCGGUAUCUGGCGACUUAUCCGGUCCACAUGGGACCGUAUGGCCUCACCGCCAUGGGCAUCAUCUUCGCCGUCGGGCUGUACAUCUUCCGGGCCAGCAACGCGCAGAAGAUACUGUUCCGCGAGAACCCCCACGACCUGGCUUUCAAGAACAUGUCGUAUAUCAAGACAAGACGUGGGCCGCGACUUCUCACAGGUGGCUGGUGGGGCCAGGCUCGCCACAUUAACUACCUGGGCGACUGGCUACAAUCUCUGCCGUUCUGUCUACCCACGGGCAUAGCCGGCUACGUGAUCCUCCCGGCCGGGUCUGCCAUAGGAGUUAGAGCGGUAACGAUGCUGGACGGCAGGCAGGUGGUUCCAGGGGAUGCAGCGGGCUGGGGUUUACUGGUGACGUACUUUUACUCGGCAUGGUUUGGCUUACUGCUGAUACACCGGGAGAGGAGGGAUGAUAGGGUAUGUGCAGAGAAGUAUGGAGACGACUGGGUAGAGUAUAAGAAGACAGUGAGGUGGAGGAUCUUGCCAGGGAUGUACUAG
This is a messenger RNA of Exophiala aquamarina CBS 119918, 1440 nucleotides long. RefSeq names its product delta14-sterol reductase. The record is from RefSeq and is a predicted model, not a curated record. Gene Ontology annotation, molecular function: Delta14-sterol reductase activity. The transcript has 3 exons. Lineage: Eukaryota; Fungi; Ascomycota; Eurotiomycetes; Chaetothyriales; Herpotrichiellaceae. Gene Ontology annotation, cellular component: endoplasmic reticulum membrane. The coding region runs from base 1 to 1440 and encodes 479 amino acids. Gene Ontology annotation, biological process: ergosterol biosynthetic process.